CUCUCUCUCUCUCCCCCGAGCCUUUGAUCUGUGCGCUGAGUUUGUCCUAGCGCUGCGGCUGCUGCCCUGUGCUGGGCUGGGGUGAGACGGUGAGACAUGGUGAGCAGACCGGUGCGAGAAACACACCAGCACACCUCUCACCGGUCUGCUUUCGACUUUUAAUAGCCAAUACUUUGAUCAACAGGCUCAUUUUUACCAGCUGCAGGGUAUAAGUGGCUCAUCAAAAUGGUCUGGAUGCUUCAACACACCUUCUCACUUCUACUAACAGUGCAUGUCAUAUAUUCAGCUCUGAUUCCUGUGAGUGCUGAGGAAGAGACCAGAGAAUGCAGAGAGCAGGAGUACAAGGACCGGUUUGGGAACUGUAAACCCUGCAAGCAGUGUGAUGCGGGACAGGAGCUAUCAAAGGAAUGUGGCUUUGGUUAUGGAGAGGAUGCCCGGUGCGUGCCCUGCCGGAGCAGUCGCUUUAAAGAGGACCGGAGCCUGCAGAAGUGCAAGCCCUGCCUGGACUGCGGACUCAUCAACCGAUUCCAGAAGGGCAACUGUUCCACCAUCAGCAACGCCGUGUGUGGCGACUGUCUGCCGGGAUAUUACAGGAAGACAAAAUUAAGUGGUUUCCAAGACAUGGAGUGUAUACCCUGUGGGGACCCUCCGCCUCCUUAUGAGCCUCACUGCAGUGGCCGUGUGAACCUGGUGCCGCUGCCCUCGGUGGUGACCAGCCCGCGGGACAUGGCCCUGGCUGCGGUCAUCUGCAGCGCUCUGGCCACUGUGCUACUGGCCCUUCUGGUCCUGUGUGUCAUCUACUGCAAGAGACAGCUGCUGGAGAAGAAGCCCAGCGCGGCCUCUCUGAGGUCCCAGGAUUGUCCAUAUAGUGGAGCAGAGCUGUCCUGCCUGGACCCACGCUGGCUCCAUGACUUUCCCCAGAGACCCUGCUGCCAAUGUCACCUGGGACCCGGACACACCUGUGGUCCAGUCCACCUGAUCCCAUCUCUAUGCUGUGAUGAGAGCUGCAGUCUGGGCCGCAGCCAGGACAACAGCCCCUUCCAGUCCCAGAUAAGCCUCAGUGACGGAAAUACAAACCAGGAUGAGGAGGGCGCACCGAUGCAGCAGGGAGGAUGUGUGGAGUUCAUCUGCAAAGAGGAUGGUGGGAUGAGAGGGAGUUCAGAGCCUGCAGAGUGUUUGGGGCUACCUCAGUGCAACACUGAACCUGCAGGGAGGCUGGAGGUGGGAGAGGAGGAGGAGGAUGAUGAUGAAGAGGAACAGUGCAGGUCAAAGGAGAAUUCACCUGAGCGCACCAGGCAGAGAUACAGUGACGCUGUGACAGAUGCACUUCUUCCGAAACAGCACUCAAGUCAGGAAGGAUGACAUGGCUUUCUUUGGCUCGUGUUCCACCCUUGAACUACCCUGGACUCAACAGCCACGGACCAGAUCCUGCAUCAGAUUACUCACGCCCAACACACACGAGAGGCAGCCGGUGUGGUCACACUGCCUCUUUGAAAUGCCUGCUGCUGAACUCAGAGCCCCUUGUCAACAGAAUAUGUACAUACAUGCAAACAAAAGCACUGAGGAUAAGCAAAGCACCCGGGCAAAGGGGGGGGACGGACGGACACACACACACACACACACAAUGUGAACUCACUGGCCCAGAAGGUGAAAUUGAAUGAAGUUGAAACGUCGCGGAGCCAUUGACUUGAUACCGCGGGGUGGAUCAAGUGAGCCUCUGCUCUGCCUUGAGAAUGUCUUCCAUCUUCACAUGUAGGAGAACAAAAACUGUACUGCUGAUCUAGCAGCUGGUGUUAUGAAGCUUUUGUGUGUAAAAGGUAACAAUUUGUGGAGUGAAGAAAAGUAUCAAAAGUGAUAAUGUUGCACAUUGAAGACAAUCUUGAUAUGGAACAAGUUAAGACGAGGAAUGUCGACGAGGAAGUGAUAAACGUGUUGUAGAUACUGUAAAAUAUGAAUCGGGUCAAUAUUUUUGUAACAUAGACUUGACUAUGUCUGCUUUUCUUUCCCCAGUUAUAAAGUUGAUGGUUGUGAACGGUCACUUCCACGUAUUGUUUUUGUAAAUAAACAACUUUAACAAGUUUA
Molecule: messenger RNA, 2082 nt
Organism: Micropterus dolomieu (smallmouth bass)
Lineage: Eukaryota; Metazoa; Chordata; Actinopteri; Centrarchiformes; Centrarchidae
Product: tumor necrosis factor receptor superfamily member 19-like
Exons: 10
Coding region: 226-1362 (378 amino acids)
Biological process (GO): positive regulation of JNK cascade; positive regulation of canonical NF-kappaB signal transduction
Cellular component (GO): plasma membrane
Molecular function (GO): signaling receptor activity; protein binding
Source: RefSeq, a predicted model, not a curated record